AUGAUCGGUCGUCCAAUUUUACUCGCAGCGUUUUCGCUGCACAUCUUUACCUCAUGGGCUGAGAAACCAUUCUCCAGACGAGACGAGAAGCCCGCGCUACCAUUCGAUCCCAAUACGACGCCGUACUGCACUUGGUGGUAUGAUAAUGAUGGAUCCAUUCCAUGCAGUCAAAUGCCGGCUCUCUGGGUAAUUUCUUUGGAUGACUUCCGAAGAUGGAACCCUUCCAUCACGGCCGAGUGCAGCAAUUUUGUAUCGGGCAAGUCUUAUUGCGUAGAAGCAUUUGGCGAGCCUCCACCCCAAUCAAGCACAGUAGUGCUCUCGACAACUUCCAAGGCUACACCGACGUCCACUGGAGGGCCUCCUGGACCCACUCAACCUGGGCAGGUGCAGAACUGUAACCGUUGGGAUCUCGUCAAGGAUGGAGAUACAUGUGGCAUAUAUAUAAGCAAGUAUCCUGGGUUGACGUUGAAGGAUCUCGUGUCUUGGAACCCAGGAAUUGGCGACCAAUGCCAGUUAUUGUGGAUAGAUACCUAUCUGUGCACCGGUGUUCCUGGCUUCAGCCCUAUCACAACCUCCAGCAAGGGCGCCACUCCGACGCCUACCAAUGGCAUUGUCACGCCAACCCCCAUUCAAUCAGGGAUGGUGGGUAACUGUGAUGCUUUCCACAAAGUCGUCGAUGGAGACGGUUGCGCUGCAAUUGCCCAGAAGUAUGGCAUCAGCUUGUCGCAAUUCUACUCGUGGAACCCUGCUGUAGGGACUAGUUGCGCUUCGUUGUGGCUCGAUACGUACGUCUGUGUGUCCAUCAUUGGUGUCGGUCCUUCAUCCACGGUCAAGAGCACGACGAUCAAAACAUCGACGGUUACAACUCCAACGAAUGGUAUCGCCACUCCUACACCAGUUCAAAAUGGAAUUGUAAAUAACUGCGAUGCCUUCCACAAGGUUGUUAGCGGAGAUGGUUGCGCCGCGAUUGCUUCGAAAUAUGGCAUCAGCUUGUCGCAGUUCUACACCUGGAAUCCCACGGUCGGAUCCAACUGCGCUUCCUUAUGGCUCGAUUACUAUGUCUGUGUCAGUAUCAUUGGUGUUGGGCCCACGCCGACGACAACGUUAAAAACUUCAACAACGACGAAAGGAAAUGGAGUUGCCACGCCAACUCCCUAUCAAUCCGGAAUGACGACUAGCUGCAAGACCUUCCACAAGGUUGUGUCCGGCGAUGAGUGUGCAGUCAUUGCAAAGAAUGCCAAUAUUUCCCUGGCUAACUUUUACAAAUGGAACCCUGGGGUCGGUUCAAGCUGCGGAUCUCUCUGGCUUGAUUACUACGUCUGUAUUGCUAUUGUGUAGUUAGCAAGCAGUCGCUUGAGCCUUACGCGAUGCAAGUCCAUAUAAUGUAAUUCAUAAUUCAGAUGCGAUCGAGGGCGUGCGAAGAUUAGGAGACACUUUACCGCGUCCUGAGGUUGGUACGAGAGGCAAG
Molecule: messenger RNA, 1468 nt
Organism: Lindgomyces ingoldianus
Lineage: Eukaryota; Fungi; Ascomycota; Dothideomycetes; Pleosporales; Lindgomycetaceae
Exons: 3
Coding region: 1-1338 (445 amino acids)
Source: RefSeq, a predicted model, not a curated record